Molecule: messenger RNA, 402 nt
Organism: Protopolystoma xenopodis
Lineage: Eukaryota; Metazoa; Platyhelminthes; Monogenea; Polystomatidea; Polystomatidae
Source: the annotation of a GenBank genome assembly
UUGAGCAAUUUGGAGAAAAAAUCUAACCAUCCGGCUGCUGCAUGGGAUUACCUAAAUCUGGUUGACGUAGAAGUGAAAAUGACGUCAAUCACCUCUGGAGCUGCUCAAGAUCCGUUGCAUUCUGCGAAUCCAAAGCUCUCACUCUCGACAAUUCUUACUCCAAGUCUGGACUCAGCUACUGCCAACUCCAGUUAUUGCCAACAGGAAGAAUCUCCAACGAAUAAUAGUCUAAAUAAUCUGCGUCCUUGUUCUAUUCAUUGCCUAAAAGCGAUAUCCAACCACCUCUGUGCCGGACGUGACACUGGUCCCUUGCGCUCAUCCCCGAAUUCUGCAAUCCGAACGCUCGAGAAGCCUGGAAUCUCUGCUCAACCAGACGUUUGGCAAGCCCCAUACUCCUGUUGA